Messenger RNA from Paramormyrops kingsleyae, 2227 nucleotides. NCBI's taxonomy places the organism in Eukaryota, Metazoa, Chordata, Actinopteri, Osteoglossiformes, Mormyridae. The record is from RefSeq and is a predicted model, not a curated record.
AAUCUGAUGCGCAGAGAGAGGCGAGGAAGACGAAGAAUAAGAAGUGGAAACAGGAGAAGUUCGGGCAUUGAUUGGUUCUGUCUGUGCACGGAUUCCGCUCUGGGGGAAUAAGUGUGUUUUUACUUUGACUGGGGCUUCUCCUCUCCAAUCAGAACUGUGGAUCAUGCACUGACAACAAACAAAAGACCUAACGAGCUAGCCGCUCAUGUCUGGUUUUAAUUUUAUCUGUCAGAUUGUUUGCUUUUAGAGAGAAUAAACCGUCUUCUUACGUUUGAUUAGCUUGCAAGCAAACGUCGCAGCGCUUAAUUCGUUUGCGGGCGGGCCAGCUCUAGAAGUUUUUAUCGGAGCUAGCUUGGUGAGCUAGCUGGCCGUUUGCUUGUAGGUUAUAUUUUAAUAGAUAGCUGAACGUCCGAUCGCCAUGUCCGGGCAGUCCUCGGGCUGUGGGUUUCUGAUGUCGGUCGUGGUUCACGGAGACUCGACUCUCAGCGAACAGGAAAAAGAGCUCAGCCAGCGUCUCCGGCGACUCUACCCGGCCGUAAAUGAACAAGAGACCCCGCUGCCCCGCUCGUGGAGCCCCAAGGACAAGUUCAGUUACAUCGGCUUGUCUCAGAACAACCUCCGAGUGCAUUAUAAAGGUCACGGGAAGACCCCGAAAGAUGCAGCUUCGGUGCGGGCGACCCACCCCAUCCCAGCCGCCUGUGGGGUCUAUUACUUCGAGGUCAAGAUUGUCAGCAAAGGCAGGGACGGGUACAUGGGAAUCGGUCUCUCAGCCCAAGGCGUCAACAUGAACAGACUCCCAGGUUGGGAUAAACACUCGUAUGGUUACCACGGCGACGACGGCCACUCAUUCUGCUCCUCGGGCACGGGGCAGCCGUACGGGCCCACGUUCACCACGGGCGACGUCAUCGGCUGCUGUGUCAACCUGAUCAAUAACACCUGCUUCUACACCAAGAACGGCCACAGUUUAGGUAUUGCCUUUACUGAUUUACCGCCGAACCUCUACCCCACAGUGGGCCUGCAGACACCCGGCGAGGUGGUGGACGCCAACUUCGGCCAGCACCCGUUCGUCUUCGACAUCGAGGAUUACAUGCGCGAGUGGAGGACCAAGAUCCAGAUGCUGAUCGGCAGGUUCCCCAUCGGGGAACGCGAGGGCGAGUGGCAGUCCAUGAUCCAGAAGAUGGUAGCUUCGUACUUGGUCCACCACGGUUACUGUGCCACAGCGGAAGCGUUCGCACGUUCCACGGACCAGACAGUGCAUGAGGAGCUCGCCUCCAUCAAGAACAGGCAGAAGAUUCAGAAGCUGGUGCUGUCAGGGCGGAUGGGCGAAGCCAUCGAGACGACACAGCAACUGUACCCCAGCCUCCUGGAGAGGAAUCCCAAUCUUCUCUUCAUGCUCAAGGUGCGGCAGUUCAUAGAGAUGGUGAACGGCACGGACAGCGAGGUGCGCUGCCUGGGCGGCCGCAGCCCCAAGUCCCAGGACAGCUACCCCGGCAGCCCCCGGCUCUUCGGCAGCCCCAGCCUGAGCCCCAGCCACGGGCCCAACAUCCACAGCCUGGCCUCACCCACCAAAGCCGGCAGCUCCCACUCCUACCUGUCAGGUUUCGACAGCAGCUGCAGUAACGGGGUGGCGCCCCCUAAGCCCCACCCCCAAUCCCACCCCCACAAGCAGUCGCCCCCAACCCUGUCCAACGCCGAGCUCAACACCAUCAACAGCACGCGGAGUCAGCAUGGCGGCACCUGUACCAGCAAUGACAUGGACAUGGAGGUGGACCACUAUAGCAACGGCGUGUCGGAGGGCACCUCCAACGGCUUCCUGAACGGCAGCUCCAAGCACGACGUCGAGCUGGAGGACUGCGAGAACGACAUGGAUGUGGACCCCACCCUGCCCAGGCGGCAGCUGUGCGGCGGCAGUCAGGCAGCCAUCGAGCGAAUGAUCCAGUUCGGCCGCGAGCUGCAGAGCAUGAGCGAGAACCUCCGGCGUGAGUGCGGCAAGAACGCGGCCAACAAGAAGAUGCUGAAGGAUGCGUUCAGCCUGCUAGCUUACUCGGACCCCUGGAACAGCCCGGUGGGCUACCAGCUGGAUGCCAUACAGAGGGAGCCCGUCUGUUCUACCCUCAACAGUGCAAUAUUAGGUAGGGCCCUGCCUUUGCAUAGAGUGGACCCAAGAGGUAUGCCUGGUCUCGUCUGGGUGCUGGGUUCAGAAACGUGUGCCCCAGCAGACAUGUGA